Ostertagia ostertagi is the source of this 504-nucleotide messenger RNA. The record is from the annotation of a GenBank genome assembly. NCBI's taxonomy places the organism in Eukaryota, Metazoa, Nematoda, Chromadorea, Rhabditida, Trichostrongylidae.
CUGUAUCAGCCAUUUCAGAACGGUUACAUAUUCACAGCUCAGUUCAAUUUUGUCGUAUUCCCUAUUGUCGGGGCAGCGAUUGUACUUUUUGAACUGUUCGUUGUCGGGAUCUUCUAUGGAUUCCGUAUGUUUUUCUCUAACACUUCCCUGAUGGUGUACGGAGUGGCGAAGUCGGAGUCGAAAAAAAUGAAACUGUUUUUCAAUACAAUAGCGUUGGCCGACUGGACAGUGGUGCUUCCAAUAUGUUGCCUGUAUAUGAUAAUUUGCACAAUCUACUUUGAUCAUAUAUUACAAAUGCAUGUGUUAGAUUUCUAUUCCUGGUUUUGGAUAGGCUUUCUUCUAUUUCCGAUUCCAGCUUUAAUGAUCUAUUCGAUCUAUUCCCAGUAUAGUAUUGGCAACAAUAUCUAUCCAUUGUUCAAACGAAAUCCAGACCUGUGGGGACCACGAACACGUGCCAAUCGUGUAGAAGCUGAACGAGCUGAACGAAUGAUCCGACAAUGGUGG